Messenger RNA from Plasmopara halstedii, 2253 nucleotides. Its product is annotated as spermatogenesis-associated protein 5. NCBI's taxonomy places the organism in Eukaryota, Oomycota, Peronosporomycetes, Peronosporales, Peronosporaceae. Gene Ontology annotation, molecular function: ATP binding; ATP hydrolysis activity. Gene Ontology annotation, cellular component: cytoplasm. The transcript has a single exon. Bases 1 to 2253 code for a protein of 750 amino acids. The record is from RefSeq and is a predicted model, not a curated record.
AUGGAAGGGCAAGUGCAAUUUGUACGCGCCGGCGCUCGAUCGGCCCGUACGGUAUCAAAAGUAUAUUUAAAUCCUCGUGACAUGAAAUGCUAUAAUUUCGAAUCUGGCGUCUACGUGGUGCUUCACGCUUGUACUGAAAACGAAUCUUCUAAACUUUUAAUGUGCGGCAUGGCAUGGCCAAUGGAUAAAAUCAAGCGUCGAGGUGUCGGUCUGGAUUUUAUGUGGGAGGCAACAAUAGGCGAGCGACAAGCUAAAACAGUGAAUGUACAACUAUAUCUAGCUCGUAGUACUGUAGCCAAGAGUGUGGAACUGCAGUUGGUGUCCCGAGGGUCGAGCCACAAGCAAAAGCUGUCGGACAAGGAACGUACGCUGCUGACGCACUGCAUCGUAGCCAUGAUUGAUGGGGCGCUAGUACAUCAAGAUGCGCUUAUUUCAUUGCCUAUUCAUGGUGUAAACACUGUUUUUCGAAUUCAAAAAGUGGAUGGAGAGACGGAACACAAUGAAAGAAUUGUCAAGAUUGCUGCUUCCAAGACAGCGCUGACAGUGAUGUGGGACGAAAAACAAGCGGUAUUAACUAGAGAAAGUCUUACAAGUUCUACGAAGAAUACACACGACGGAUUUGCAGACAUUGGCGGAUUAAAAGAAGAACUGAAACUUAUUCGUGAAGUCAUCGAGCAACCGCUGAAAAAUCCAGAGAUUUUUGAAAGAUAUGGCAUGCCUACUCCAAAAGGAGUUUUACUGUACGGACCGCCUGGAACGGGCAAAACUUUAAUUGCAAGGGUCUUGGCAAAACAAUUAAAUGCACGAGUAUUCACGAUAAAUGGGCCAGAAGUUGUCAGUAAGUUUGUCGGUGAGAGCGAGGCAAAUUUAAGGGCCGUGUUUGCACAAGCCACUAGAGAGGCGCCGUCACUUGUGUUUAUCGAUGAAGUAGACGCCAUUUGUCCGAAACGUGAUUCACGCGUGGGUGAUAUGGAGCGUCGACUAGUGGCAACGUUACUCACUUUAAUGGACGGAUUAAGCGGAUCACGCCAGGUUGUGGUUUUGGCUGCUACAAAUAGACCCAAUGCUCUUGACCCUGCCGUCAGACGACCUGGAAGAUUUGAUAGAGAAGUCGAGAUUGGCAUUCCGAAAGCUAACGAUCGCUUGGAGAUUUUACGUGUGGCUCUAAGAAAGUUACCCCAUAAACUUACAAACUCAGAGCUGCAAGAGUUGAGCUCAAGUGCUCAUGGAUACGUUGGGGCUGAUCUUAGCGCUCUUUGCAAGGAGGCAGCACUUUUUGCGCUCCAUCGUGCAUUUGCGAGUGCUGCAAUAUCAACUGAAGCUGUUUUGUCAGAGGAUUGGUCUUUCCCAAGCUUCGAAGUGACAUUCAGUGAUUUGAAAGUAGCUAUGCGAAGCAUUCGACCUAGUGCUUUACGUGAAAUUUCUGUCGAAGUUCCUCGCGUUUUAUGGAGCGAUAUUGGUGGGCAAAGCACACUUAAGCAAGCUCUACGUGAGGCGGUGGAGUGGCCGCUUCAGCAUCCAGAGGCUUUCACACGUAUGGGUAUUCGACCUCCGAAAGGAGUGCUAUUAUAUGGUCCACCUGGCUGCAGUAAAACCUUGGCAGCGAAGGCGUUAGCGACAGAGAGUAGCAUGAACUUUAUUGCUAUCAAAGGCCCGGAACUUUUUAGCAAGUGGGUCGGCGAAUCCGAACAACAAGUGCGUGACGUUUUCCGUAAAGCUCGCGCAGCUUCACCAACUGUGGUCUUCUUUGAUGAAAUUGAUGCACUUGCUAGUACACGUGGAGCAAAUGGCAGCAGCGGUGCAUCGGACCGUGUCUUGAGUCAAUUACUAACGGAACUGGACGGUUUAGAGCCAUUAAAGCGCGUUUUGGUGGUAGCCGCAACAAAUCGCCCCGAUUUAUUGGAUCCGGCUUUAAUGCGACCAGGACGUAUUGAUCGUGCAUUGUACGUGUCUCCACCUGACAUUUCAGCUCGCGAGCAAAUCCUUGAGAUCCACACUCGUAAAAUACCACUAGCAUUAGACGUGAGCCUGAAAGAGUUGGCAAUUGCCACUGCCCGGUUUUCUGGUGCAGAACUUCAAGCUUUGUGUCGAGAAGCUGCUUUUAAAGCAAUUGAGGAAGACCAUGCCGCCGUUCAUGUUGCAAAAAGGCACUUUGUUCAUGCUUUGUCAAUUGUGACACCGCAGAUCGAUGACCAGAUGCUGGCCUUCUUCGAACACUUUCGUGACGGCAAGCAGGCAAAGUUUAGCAUUUAG